GUGACGUAACUCGAAAGCGACUCACAAAAGUGAGAGAUUCGAAGUGGCUGCAGCAAAAACAAAGCGGAUUUGAACUUUAAUUGUGUCCAACGGCCUCAUCUGAUGCACUGACACACAGUAUUGGAGACUUGUACUACCCUUACCUAUGGCCACCCCGAGCAAGACGCCACCCGGCGCCGACCCGAAGCAGCUGGAGCGGACUGGGACGGUCCGGGAGAUCGGCUCCCAGGCGGUGUGGUCCCUGUCCUCCUGUAAACCGGGUUUCGGAGUUGAUCAGCUGAGGGACGAUAACCUGGAGACGUACUGGCAGUCAGACGGGUCCCAGCCCCAUCUCGUCAACAUCCAGUUCAGGAGGAGGACCACCGUGAAGAUGCUGUGUAUUUACGCUGACUAUAAAUCAGACGAGAGCUACACGCCCAGUAAGAUCUCCGUCAGAGUGGGAAACAACUUCCACAACCUGCAAGAAAUCCGGCAGUUGGAGAUGGUGGAGCCCAGCGGUUGGAUUCACAUCUCUCUGAUGAAUCAGCGGACCAACGAGCCAAUCAGCACCUUCAUGAUCCAGAUCGCGGUGCUCGCCAACCACCAGAACGGCCGAGACACGCACAUGCGGCAGAUCAAGGUCUACACGCCGGUGGAGGAGAGCUCCAUCGGGAAGUUCCCACGAUGCACCACGGUCGACUUCAUGAUGUACCGCACCAUCAGGUGAUCCCAGACCAUCAGGUGACCCGGACUGCAGCGCCACGGCCGCUCGCCACGACAUGCUAACACGCUGACUAUACGGAGAAGUAGCUCAGACAACCACACUGUAAAAACAUCCUCACUGUAUUGUUUUUGUUGUUGUUGUUUUUUAAAUAAAGUUGCCAAUAUUAAAUAUAACCACAUUUAAAGAUGUUAA
Messenger RNA from Perca fluviatilis (European perch), 895 nucleotides. RefSeq names its product anaphase promoting complex subunit 10 (gene anapc10). Gene Ontology annotation, cellular component: anaphase-promoting complex. The transcript has 6 exons. Lineage: Eukaryota; Metazoa; Chordata; Actinopteri; Perciformes; Percidae. Bases 146 to 706 code for a protein of 186 amino acids. The record is from RefSeq and is a predicted model, not a curated record. Gene Ontology annotation, biological process: protein K11-linked ubiquitination; anaphase-promoting complex-dependent catabolic process.